AUGUCUCUCGCUUACCUCGUGGUUUUCGUUUCCGUAACGGUAUGCGCGUCGACGCCGACGGCUGAAAAUCUCGUAAACACAGAAGUGAUAGAAUAUUUGCAGAGGUACGGUUACCUAAACGAGGCAGAUGUAACCACUCACACGUCGAUCGAGGAUGAAAAAAUUAAAGAGGCUAUCGCAUUAUUUCAAGAAUACUAUCAAAUACCAGGUAACGCGGAUGCGAAUACAUUGAAACUCGCGACAUACGCAUUCUCAAUAUGGGCGGCGAACACGUCUCUAACAUUCGAACGUAAAACGUUAAAUCCAGAUAUUUUGAUAUCAUAUCGCGGAGGAACUCACACAUACAUCGACAACAGACGCAAGGAAACGAUCUGUUCCGGUUUGUUCGACGGACCCGGUGGAGUGCUCGCACACGCGUUUCCACCUAUGAACGACCCCAUGCAAAGCACUGAGAUACACGUAGACGUAGCGGAACCUUGGCUUAUACAAUUAAACGAAAGUAUAUCAGAAAACAAACUACAUUUACUUUACACAUUAACGCACGAAAUCGGACAUUCAUUAGGAUUAUCGCACAAUCAUCGCGCAGAUUCUCUAAUGUUUCCUUACGUCACCGAUAAAUCCGCUACACUCAGUAUAGAGGACAUUUUAGCUAUUCAACGUCUAUAUGGAAAAAAUCAAAAUGAAGUACCGAGUACACGAUCUCCACCGGUAACUACAGACACGCGUAAAACAUCAACGCAAAAUCUGUGCGAUCUACCAUACGUGGACAAUGUACUGGUGUUGAAACAUCACAUAUUCGUCACUUAUCGAAAGAGCAUAUGGGUGAUAGCCAUCAAUGGUAAAAGGUACAAGGGACCACUCGCGCUCAACGACUAUCUUCGUUUUCUUCCGGCGAACGUUUCAAUAAACCCCGUGUAUCAACGGCCAUCAGAAGAAAUUGUGGUGUUCGCGAAUAAUAAAAUUUACAUGGUAGAUUAUCCGAGUUUUCAAUUGAAAAAUGGUUGGCCGAAAACGUAUUCCGACUUGAACUUUCCCGCAGAAAUGCGCGUUAACGCAGCAUUAGUCACCAACCGAGGACAAACGUACGUGAUCUUCGAUGGCGACAGCGUAGCGUUAAUGAAUGAAUGCGACAUGACUAUUCGCGAAUAUCACUCGUUAAAAGCGAUAUUUCCGGGAAUACCAUCAUCUCCGACUGCAGCCUACCGAUAUAUCGACGGUUCUCUUCAUUUCCUACAAAAACGUCAAUAUUACAAAUUCAACGAGUUCACCCAAACAGUAACGAAUGCCGAUAAUUUCAACAUGAAAAUACUCAACGUAAAUUGUCCUACAGACGGACUGCUAAGACAAUUGCAAGAUCUUCUUAAUCGACUGCUUCAAUCAAAUAAUUUACUCGAAUACACCGCAGAGGAUGCAUUGGACGAUUAG
Molecule: messenger RNA, 1425 nt
Organism: Cyphomyrmex costatus
Lineage: Eukaryota; Metazoa; Arthropoda; Insecta; Hymenoptera; Formicidae
Product: matrix metalloproteinase-14-like
Exons: 2
Coding region: 1-1425 (474 amino acids)
Biological process (GO): proteolysis
Cellular component (GO): extracellular matrix
Molecular function (GO): metalloendopeptidase activity; zinc ion binding
Source: RefSeq, a predicted model, not a curated record